UUGAAGUUGUUGCGAUGUGGGGUCGACCCUUUCCCUUACAGAAUGGUUCUGAAAAUGGUUGAACGAGUAACGACGGUUGACGUUGGCAGGAAAGAAGCAAACGAGACAAGUUAGCCGCUAGCUAACGGCUCUAUUGGGACCUUAACUUGUAUGUCUGUCCUGCGUCUACACGAAGCAGCAGCCUCGGAGGAUGCAGUUUCUUCAAGACAACUUCUUCUAUCACUCAAAUUCAAGGUUGGGAGCUGAAAGAGGCCUCGAAAAUGAGAGACAACUCCUGGUUGAAGAGCAGAAGUUGUGCAGAGCCCGAGCGCGGAAGUUCUCAGUGGAAACAAACCGACGCAGGAAGGCUCUUGAGGAAAGACAGAAGCAGUGGGACCGGCAGGAGCAGCGGCUGAGAGAGAACGUGCUGCAGCAACGCAGGCAGAGAGUACAGGAUGCGACCGAGCGAUUCCAGAGAGCCCAUCUACCUCCAUCUCAGAGACGCAGACAAUCUGUCAGAAGAAAUGUCCCAAAUAUUGAAGAUGCACUUAAUCAAAUUCAAGGCACCUUAUCUUCAUACAACCAGCCAUCCUCUUUGUUGUCCAGCACCUCCAACAUUUGCAGAAGCUGCACUCCCUCUCCAAAGCCUCCCACGGUUUCUAAAUACACUCCCUGUCAAGCUCUCUCUGCUGUUGAGGCCUACAAAAAGCUGGUGCAGGAGCAGAGCAUGACUUGCUUGAAUAAUGGUCAACAAACUGAGAAGAUUCAAGAAAAGCACCAGGCUCCCAGUCUACAAGACAGCCAUCUGUCUGAUUGCUGUUACUCUGAAAGCCUUUCAAGUAAGGACAGUUUGGAGAAUGAAGACCCCAACCUUAGUCCAAAACACCUACAGUCAUCAUAUUCAUCACUACUGCUCAACUUAGAGAAGCCGAAUCCAGACCAGAGAGAGCAAAAGGAUUUGUAUCCAGCAUCAGACUUAACUCCUUUUUCAGUAAUGAUGCUUCUUGGCGAUAAUGCACCUCAAUCAAGAAAACUGCAAGAACCUAAGCAGCAGGAACAAGAUGACUAUGACACACCUAAUGACAAAAUGCACUCCUCUAAAGCAUCUUGGGGGUUCACAUCCUCUGAGCCAACACCUAAGGCUGAGAGCCGGCCUAUUUUGAAGAACUGCAACUUAUUAGCACUCAGUGAAAUAAUGAGCACAGGCCGAGAGCACUUCGAACUGAACUUCUCACAAAAUAGUCCCACUGACAACAUAAUUAUCACAAAUAGACUUCCUCCCAAUGACACAGCAUUUAAGUCUUUAUGUCCUAAAGAGGAGGCUCUGUUGGAUGUCAAAAAGCCGAUGGGCCAUGAUGGCAGACAACUGAAACAUCCUUCAGCUACAGAAAUCAUUUUGCCUGCCAAAAAUGGGAAUAGUAAAGAUAUUUUGUUUGAGGAUCCUGAUAGGUCAAAUAUUCUUAUGAACAACAGCACAACAAAUAAUGCCACAGGAGAAGGGACUCUUCUGCAAACACAUAAAGAAAACCACAAUAUGUCUUCCAAGAUAGAGCCGAGUGUUUCCUUUAACAACCUGAAUAAGGUUUCAAACUUGGAGCCUAAAAUGGAAAAGUCUGUUAAUGCUGUAUUGUCUAAUAUUCAGUCAGACUCAGUGAAGUGCCUUAAGUGUCCUGAAGAGGGAGCUCAAAAUGUGCCUGUUUCAGUGGGGACGCCUCACUCAGUCAGAUUCAUUAAAGGAAUCCUUAAAAAGCAAUCUAAGUAUAUAUCAGGGGACACCACAUGUGCGUAUGGCUCAGGGAACUUGAUGUUUGCAAAACAAGUAGCACUAGCAAUCAGAGAUAGCGUAGAACUGACUCAAGCAAAAAAUAGAGAAGUGGAGAGAAACAGCACUGUCAAGAAGAAGCUGCGAUGGUUUGAUGAGGUUCACAUGGGAAAAGAGGACAACAAACAGGAUGAAUUAAAGCAGAGGAAUUACAAGUCUAUCAGUCUUUCUGAGUCGAAGAACAGCUCAGAGGACCACCAGCUAAGCCUCUCUACAGUCUCAGGGGCUUCGAAGCUUGGACAAAACACAACCCCCCCAGCCUCCACUGGUUAUCACUUUACAAAGCAAGCGUGGGCAGAUGUUGGGGUUCAAGUCAGCCUGCCCCAGGAACGAGCAGAUGAGGUCAAGGUGCCGUGGAGCAGCACCAGGCCUGGUGGCCCCAAGGUCCCUCGGAGAGAGCGCUCUGCUAGAGUCGGAGCGGGUCCUGUUUCCUCCCGGGCUAGAAAGGGCACUGUCAUACGACCUCAAUCUGCCACCGAGGUGAGUCAGGUUGCCAAAACCCAGGGGAAAAUCAUGGUACCGCGUCCACCUCCGAGGAUGCAAUCAGCAGACAAGGAAGAGAAGCAGCUAUACAUCACUAAGGGUCCAUAUGGCACGGAUCAUGCAAGUGUCAACAGUAAACACGCUUUGAGAGUGGAGCAGACUCUAAGCAAGGACAACUCAGAAGGCUUUUUCUUACCUUGCACACAUAGUGUAAUAAGAACAGAUAAUACUGUUUUGUACACACCAGUGCAACCCUUGUAUACAUGCCCUGUCUCAGAGGUCAACAUGCAGAGUACACCCAGCUCAGGUGACCAGGAAACUCAGGGCGGAAGCAGAAGAGGGAUGGUGUUCAGUGAAAAAGGCAUCCGUUUAGAUAGCACUCCAACAGAUGAGGAGAUCUCACAGCUCUGGUUCAGUGUCCGCAGUGCCUUAUCCUCCAAGGAUGCCAAAGCCCUGCUAAGAAGACAGGCUCCUGAUAGUAGUAAAGGUGUUAGGAAACCCUGCGUGGAGCCGAGCAGACCGCCGCCACCUGGCUCAGGGAACAGAAAGUUUCCUCAGCCCUCUCAGCUGAUGAAACAGACAGCAGAGCCUGUCAGAUCAUUUUCUGCAGUGUACAGCAUUGCCUUACAGGAUAAAGGCUUGGAGAGUGCAGCCGAGUUACACCAGGGUGAAGUGCAUACGGAAGGCCUACUGGAAGAAAGGGUCAAUGUAGCUGUCAUGGAAACAUCCCAAACACAGAGACCUGGAGCGGUGCAUCAGCGCAGCCAGCAGCAGGGGCUCACCAUUUCUCUAGAAGAGCAGAAAAUCCUCCUCUCUCUGGACAGACUCAACCACCAGCUGAGCUGUGUGCGGGAACAUGUGGGGACAAAUAUUGGCACACAAGGCCUUGUUCUGGUUGAUGCACCUUCUACGAGAGAAGUGAAAGUCACAAACCAUCAAAGGCGCCGUGCAUCCUCAGCUCACAGCCGUAAUCGAUACCAAAAGAAGUUCUGACUUGAAGAUGCCUCUUUCUUUCUUGCUUCAUACCCCAUACACUAGCACUUUAUUAUCUUUAUUAUCCUGUGAAGUGGGUUAGUUCUGCUUUUUAUCCUAGUUUACCCACCAGAGAAACUUCAUGAGCUUAAGGAUCUUCAGUGAUGGACUGUAGGAACAGCAAAAAAAUGUCAGCAAAAAUAACCACAUAACAGUUUUGGGUUGGUGAGUGGAAGUUAGUUUUUAUGUUUUCCCUGUGCAUGGACAAGCAAAUGUCACAAAAACAUAGGCUUUUUUUUUAAUUUACUAAAGCAUUGGUUCUCAACUAAUUGGUAUUGACCCAAAAGUAGGUUACAGAGCAUUUUCAGUGGGUUUUGUAUGUGUUUGGAAGAAUUUUGGCAAAAGGUCUGUUAUGUACGGAAACCCCACCUUGCAAUAUUUUUUCUCUCUUAAGUAUAAGUGGAUAAGUGCAAUGCCUUCUUAUGCAUAUUAAUCAAAUUUUGAAUUAAGCCUUGCUUAAUUUAGCAUCUUCCUGGAGCAUCAUGCUGGUGUAUCUGUGAUGGUAGCAGUGUCACCUGUAGCCUGUACAAACAGAAGACAUACAGACUCUGCAUGCACGUUACUCAGUUCUCUGAUUACUGAUGGUGAUAUCAGACAGGAGUUUGGUAUAGAUUACUCAAAAAACAAGAAAAUUGGCAGUUUUGGAUUUCAUCAAAUAAGACAAUAGUAGCAGCGUGACGUGCUGCAAGUCACAUGACUUUAUAUUGCAUAUCUGAUGCAAUGUGAUAUUACCUUUGCAAUUGCUGCACAAUAUAUUGUUGAGCCCUACUAGUUGGACACAUAGCCAUACAUUUUAUUUUACUCCAUUUUGGCAUAAUAUUCAGUACAUAUGAGGAGAGAGUGUAGGGAAAGACUGGUUUUCCCAUGAUAUCUUGCAAUCUCAAG
Cheilinus undulatus (humphead wrasse) is the source of this 4201-nucleotide messenger RNA. It is a transcript of the gene cep126, whose product is annotated as centrosomal protein 126. The record is from RefSeq and is a predicted model, not a curated record. The coding region runs from base 191 to 3277 and encodes 1028 amino acids. The transcript has 11 exons. Gene Ontology annotation, cellular component: ciliary base; centrosome; midbody. Gene Ontology annotation, biological process: non-motile cilium assembly; cytoplasmic microtubule organization; mitotic spindle organization. NCBI's taxonomy places the organism in Eukaryota, Metazoa, Chordata, Actinopteri, Labriformes, Labridae.